AAAAGGACCAGAAUAUUGUGUUGGAGUCAAAAUUGAGUCGAACCUAAGUCGGUUAAGAGGCGCUGAAAUAUUAAAGAUAUACAAACCCGUGUUUUGUUCGGAAACUCCUCCUUCCUCAGCAGUUUGGGGGGAGGGCGGCGGACGAUGCGAAAGAAGCUCGGAACGAACAAAAGAAGCGAAGAAAUGGAUCGCAGAGUGGAUUAGAGGUGAGUUCGCUACAACCUUCCCCCCUUCUAGGGUUUCUCUUUCCCCCAGUCCAUCCGGAAGAGUUCGAGAAACCCUAGCGGUUUCUCUAGCCGAUCCCCAAUUCGCCGAAUCCAAAUUGGUGCGAAACCCUAGCCUGUUGAUUUCUAUCGAGGAAUCGGGGUACGUCUUCUCCAUGAGUAGCGGCAGAGCCAAGAACUUCCGCCGCCGCUCGGAGGACAGCGGCGUUAAUGGCGACGAGAAGCCGGGCCCAACACCCACCACCACCAUCGCCUCCUCCUCCUCCUCCUCUACGGCCAAUCGAUCGCAAACCCUGGGCUCCGCGGCCAAACCCAAGAGCUCCAAACCCUCGGGCCCGAAGCGCCUCAGCUUCGCCGACGAGGAGGAGGAUGAGGAUUCUGAAGGCGGAGGCGGCGUGGCCGUGCGCCGGCCUCCGGCGAGAGCCCCCUCGUCGGCGGCGCCCGUCCACAAGCUCACCGCCGCCAAGGACCGGUCGAAGAGCUCGGUUCCUCUCCCUCCGAUUCCUUCCAAUGUGCAGCCGCAGACCGGCGAGUAUACAAAGGAGAGGCUCCGCGAGCUUCAGAAGAACGCCCGGCCCCUCGGCAGCAUGCCGAAACCCCAGCCUACUACUGCCCCUUCCUUCUCGGAGCCCAAAUCGCAGAAACCAGAACCUGCUUCUUCCGAGCCCGUUAUCGUCCUCAAAGGCCUUCUAAAGCCCACGAGUGUUACCGCUACGGCGGGCGGCACACAGAGGGGAGUGGCAAAAGAUGAAGAUGAAGAGGAGGAGGAGGAGGAAGAAGAGGAGGAAGAGAGGGCAGAUGGAGAUGAGGAGAGGGCCGACGGAGAGAGGCAGCGGAAGUUGCCGGUGAUACCGGACCGGGCUACGAUUGAUGCAAUACGGGCCAAGAGGCAGCAAAUGCAGCAGCCCCGUCGGCUCGGGCCGGAUUACAUUUCGCUAGAUGGCGGUGGAAUGUUAAGCAGCCGCCCUUCGGCCGGGGGUUCCAGCGAUGAAGAGGACAGUGAUUUCCAAGGAAGGAUUGCACUUUUCGGAGACAAGGUUGGCGGGAAGACAAAGAAGGGUGUUUUUGAGAGUAUCGAGGAGCCGGUUUCUAUCAGCAGCAAAUUUCAAGAAGUCGGCAUUAAUCGUGAGGAGGAUGAGGAUGAUGAAGAAGAGAGAAAAUGGGAGGAGGAGCAAUUUAGAAAGGGUUUAGGCAGGAGACUAGACGAAACUUCUUCACAUAGAGGAGCUACUGGUGUUUCUACUGUUGUGCCGGUGCAACCGCAACCUUCUAUUUAUUCGGGGAUUGCCCCCUCAAUGGGCAAUGUGCCGAUAGGGGCUUCUGUUCUCGUCACUCGAAGUGCUGAGGUCAUGUCUAUCGCUCAACAAGCAGAGGUCGCCACGCGAGCUUUGCAGGAUAACAUAAGCAAGCUUAAGGAGUCCCAUAAGAUAACUUUGAAUUCUUUGGUCAGGACAGAUACCCAUCUCUCUGAAGCGCUUUCCGAGAUGUCUGAUCUGGAGAAGUCAUUAGAAGCAGCCGAUAAGAAGUACGUCUUUAUGCAGCAGCUCCGCGAAUUCAUCUCUGUGAUGUGUGAUUUCUUAAAUGACAAGGCUUUUUAUAUAGAGGAGUUGGAGGAACAGAUGCAGAAGCUGCAUGAGAAGCGAGCAUUGGCUAUUUCUGAUAGGCGGGCCUUUGACUUUGCUGAUGCAGAAAGUGAGGUGGAGGCGGCUGUCAGUGCAGCCAUGUCAGUUUUAAGUAAAGGCUCGGGGCCCACUUAUGUCUCUGCCGCCACAGCUGCUGCUCAGAAGGCCAUGGCCGCAGCUAGAGAGUGUCCGAAUUUACCCGUGGAACUUGACGAGUUUGGAAGAGAUAUUAAUCUGAGAAAGAGGAUGGAUUUUACACGGAGAGCAAAGGAAAGAAAAAUCAAGAGAGCCAAGGCAGAGUCGAAGAGGAUGUCAUCUCUUGGUAAGGGUAAUAAGUCUGAGCAGAUUGAAGGCGAGCUGAGCACCGAUGAGAGUGAAACUGAGAUGUGUGCUUACGGGUUUAGCCGCAGUGAGUUGCUCGACACUGCCGAGCAGAUAUUCGCCGAUGCUUCUGAAGAGUAUUCAAGCCUUAGAAUUGUCAAGGAAAGGUUCGAGGGUUGGAAGAAUAAGUACUCAUCGACUUACCGUGAUGCCUAUGUGUCACUUAGUGUUCCAGCUGUCUUCUCCCCGUAUGUAAGAUUGGAACUUCUUAAGUGGGAUCCUUUAUACAAAACAACAGAUUUUUUUGACAUGGAAUGGCACAAGCUUCUUUUUGAUUACGGAAAGCCGGGAGGAGACCAUGAUUUUGAACUAGAUGAUGCUGAUGUGAAUCUUAUUCCCGGACUGGUGGAAAAGAUAGCCCUGCCCAUAUUGCACCAUGAAAUUGCUCAUUGUUGGGAUAUACUUAGCACCCGACUGACAAAAAAUGCUGUUUUUGCCACAAACAUGGUGAUUAGUUACAUUCCGGGUUCCAGCAAGGCUUUGCACGAAUUAUUGGCUGUUGUUCGCAAUCGUUUGAAUGAAGCCAUAUCUAGCCUUAGCGUACCAGCUUGGAAUACCACGGUAACAAAGGCCGUGCCUGGUGCAGCACAGUUUGCAGCGUAUAGGUUUGGAUUGUCUCUUCGUUUACUUAGAAAUAUCUGCUUGUGGAAAAAUAUUCUUGCACUUCCAAUUCUGGAAAAACUUGCCCUCGAAGAGCUUUUAGGGGGAAAACUCCUUCCUCAUCUGAAAAGCAUCAUUUCAGAUAUUCAUGAUGCUAUUACAAGAACAGAGAGAAUAGUUGCAUCAUUAUCAGGGGUUUGGGCCGGACCAGAGGUCAAAUCAGAACCCAGCCAGAAAUUGCGGCCUUUGGUGGAUUUUGUGGCUGAAUUAGGGAGCAAAUUGGAAAGAAGGCAUGCGUCGGGUGCGAGUGAGGAGGAGACACGUGGGCUAGCUCGUCGUUUGAAGAAUAUGUUGGUUGCGCUCAAUGAAUAUGACAAAGCUAGAGCAAUACUGAAGACCUUUCAGCUCAAAGAAGCACUUUGAGUUCAUCACGGUUACGCCACCAGCUUUUCCGACCUCUCCAUAUGUUUGAGUUGUUGGGCGACAUCGUCCUCUGGAAGAGGGUAAUUGUUGUAUGGAGGCAUCAUGAGUUCAAUUUUGUAGUCCUCAUCCUGGUAACUUUAGAUACCUAUUCUUCAUAGUCUAGUCGUUAAGCCUUCUCAGUUCAAUUUUGUUGAUAUACAAAGACAGGGUUACGUUGCAGAAUUUCCUGUUACAAGAGCUAUCAAGUCGUACUUUUUUUAUUUCUGCAGGUUUCCAAGUGCUGGUUGUAUUAUUGUAGGUUUCCAAUUGCUGAUUAUAAUUAAUGUGAGCUUAGUAGUGCCCUUCUUUUUUUUAA
Molecule: messenger RNA, 3605 nt
Organism: Ananas comosus (pineapple)
Lineage: Eukaryota; Viridiplantae; Streptophyta; Magnoliopsida; Poales; Bromeliaceae
Product: transcriptional repressor ILP1
Exons: 1
Coding region: 380-3250 (956 amino acids)
Biological process (GO): spliceosomal complex disassembly; mRNA splicing, via spliceosome
Cellular component (GO): nucleus; U2-type post-mRNA release spliceosomal complex
Molecular function (GO): DNA binding
Source: RefSeq, a predicted model, not a curated record